AUGGAGUCGUCAUUCGACAUCAACGCACUUGCUCAGCUUGGUCGCGAGCAGAAAACACUACUUGACACUGUCGAUAGUCUUCGUGGGCUUGGCGUUGAGCUUGACUCCCUCCCCCAGAUUGUGGUGGUUGGCGACAAAUCAUCUGGCAAGAGCUCUGUUCUCGAAGCCAUAUCCCGCGUUCCAUUCCCUGUGAAGAGCAGUCUUUGCACAAGAUGUCCUACAGAGCUUGUUUUAAGAAAGGCGCCAGAGGCGAAAGUCGCAGUCAAGAUCCGCAGCAAGGAUGCAGAGCGUGAUGUUAUGUUCAGCAAAGAUCAUCUCGCCGGCGAUGUCCUGUCAUCUAUCAUUGAGAAAGGGAAAGAGGAGAUGGGCAUUGGAAAGGGUAGUGCAGACUUUUCGGAAGAAAUCCUCCACAUCGAGAUAUCCGGUCCUGAAUUGCCGCACUUGACCCUCGUUGAUUUGCCGGGGCUCUACCGUGCAACCACCGAGGGUGAAUCGGAAGAAGGAAUGGAGAUGGUCCGUUCGCUGGCGCUGCGUUACAUGAAUCAAAAAAACACCAUCAUUCUUGCCGUAGUCGCAGCUAGCAGCCCUGCCUCGACGCAAGAGGUGCUGAGUUUGGCAAAGUCUUGCGAUCCAACCCGCGAACGGACGAUAGGCGUUAUUACCAAGCCAGAUCUGCUCCAGUCACUAUCUCCCGAGGAAAGAGACAUCAUCCAGCUUGCACAAAACCAGGAACUCGCUCAGACACUCAGAUUGGGGUGGCACAUUUUACGGAAUAGGAGCAGCUUGGAGACCGACGAGAACAAUGGCGGUUACUCAAAAUCAUCAAACCAAGAGAGAGAUGAGACAGAAACUAAGUUCCUCGGUUCGGGGUCCUGGACAGCCAUCCCGUUCCAAGACCGAGGCGUGGAAACGCUCAGGGAAAAGCUCGGCUCAAUACUUACAUCGCAUGUGCAGGCUAGCCUCCCCGAGCUCAUAGACAAUAUGGAACGAAAGCUUAAAACUUACGAACACGCAUUGGCGAAAAUCGGCAAGGCUCGAAAAACAGACCCCGAGAAACGAGGCUACAUCUUCAACAUAGUGAGCCAGUACCGCGAUGUCGCUCAAGCAGCCAUUCGCGGUAUAUACGAUCACCCAUUUUUUCGCAAAAUCGACACAGGUACACCAAUCGCAAGUCUUGUUAGAUGUGACGAGCGUAAACUUCGCGCCGUCGUCCGCAACUUGAAUUGUGCGUUUGACACGGUAAUUUCAACAAAUGGUGCAAGGCGGACGUGGCCACGGCUGGUUUCAUUAACUGAUGAUGAAGGCAUGACCAAUGUCCCUGAGUCACUAAAGCCGUGGAUAAAUCUCCUUGAUACUCCAAGUCCGACAUUUGUCACCUGGGAGAAUCUCAAAGCAGAACUCGAAACCAUGGCAGCCAAUAGCAGAGGCAAUCAGUUCCCUGGGUCACCAAACGAUAGCCUUGCUUUGGAACUCUUUCGGGAUCAGAUUCAAAAGUGGCAUAAGAUUGCUUCUACAUAUAUCAGGCUAGUCCUUCAAAUAAGCAGAAUAUUCGUUCAGUUAGCCCUAGAUCACAUUACAGGAUCGAAUAAGGUCACCAAAGACGCAUUAUACGAGGAAUUUGUGGAUCGAUUCUUCGAUAAAAGGACGUCAGAACUGGAUACAAAGCUUAUCGAACUGAUUCAGCAUUAUCAAGAUGGUAAUGUCGUUUGCCUAGAAGAUGAGUUUCGGAGGCGUGUUGCGAGCCGCAACAAGCUGACUCUUGCCACACGAAUCAAACAGACAUUGCCAGAGAACGGUGAUGUUGUGGCACAUGGUCUUACCAGAGAUGAUGUUUUCAAUUCCAUUAAAAAUGCAGCGUCAGAAACAAUGGACUGGUAUGGCUUGGAGCAUGCCGUUGAUAUAAUGAGUAUCUACUAUCAUAUGUCGUUGAGAACCUUCACGGAUAACGUGAUAAUUUUAGCGGUAGAGAACUGUCUCAUUUCUAAAAUCCCAAACCUGUUUAAAGAUAUCAUGGAGAAGAUGGAUAAAGCAACAUUGGACAAGCUCUCAGCUGAACCGCGGCUCAUAAGCCAAGAACGCAAUCGGCUUCAAAAAGAAGUGGACGCACUGAAGAAUGGCUUGCGUAUCUGUGAGAAAAACCGACCGUUGAUAGGGUCUCUCCUUCCACAGAAGGAUACGACUCGGGGCAACAGCCCUGAGUCAAAUGAGAGCAUCAGCUGCAACUUUACAAGCAUUGACAACGCUGCUUCUACAGAAGAGGCAGUUACACCAACAAGGCCUAUUCAAUCUCCCUCGUCUUCAACCUCUGCAGCACAUAUUGAAGCAACUACAACUGGGUCUUCUGCACUACUCGCCAGCAAGUCACCAAAACGGGAGAGUGAAACCCCCCACACUAACUCCCCACUUGGUGCAAAGAGUCCUACUCCCGUCAAGGACGAAAAGGGAGGCAUUUCGCCUAGGGUUGCAUGUUCUGUGGGGGAUCACCUCGAAAUCAAGGCCAUUUCUACUAAGGAGAACGCUGGGAGCAGUCCUCCUUUGGGGAGGGACGAAAAUGUGCGCUCUGUGGGAGCAAAGACAUGUAGACAUGAUGGAGUUGCAGCCAAAGUGAAGCCCAGUGACAUUCUUAGUCAAGAACUCCUUGAUACCCGCAGCGAGGUUUGGCAUGUGGAAAAUAUUGGGCUGGGGACUUGGGAAAACGAGCCUGACCUAUCGGUCAAGAAUCAUAUAGUUAGCAUAUGCUGCAGCUAUCAGCUUGGACCUGCACGGAAGGAAUUUUCUCCGGAGGAAUUACGGUUAAAGUAUAAAUUACUUCACUGA
Pochonia chlamydosporia 170 is the source of this 2817-nucleotide messenger RNA. RefSeq names its product dynamin family protein. Gene Ontology annotation, cellular component: cytoplasm; membrane; microtubule. The coding region runs from base 1 to 2817 and encodes 938 amino acids. Gene Ontology annotation, molecular function: GTPase activity; microtubule binding; GTP binding. NCBI's taxonomy places the organism in Eukaryota, Fungi, Ascomycota, Sordariomycetes, Hypocreales, Clavicipitaceae. The record is from RefSeq and is a predicted model, not a curated record. The transcript has 4 exons.